UUCUGUGCUUCUUAGCCACACCUCUGCUGGUGCAGAUGUGGUCAUUGUUGGUGGUGACCUCAACAUGCACCCUCAGGACCUUGGGAACAGACUACUGAGGGCUUACACUGGACUGCAAGACUCUUAUUUAGAAACGGCUAAAUUUGAUGGAUGUGAGAAUGGUAUGACUCUUAUAGCAGACAACCCUUUUAUUAGUAAAAAGGAGCUUGUACCCUUUGAAAAGGGGAUUCGAAUCGACUACAUACUAUUUAAGGGUUCUUCAAAAGCCGACGUCCAUUGUGAUUCCAUGUCCACUACCAAAGGCUCCGUUCCCAACCGUCCUUUCCCAUACUCCGACCAUGAAGCUCUCACUGCUGAACUGAGGCUGGAGCUGCACACUCCGGCUGAAACAGGAAGUGACGGAAAAUUGAAGAAUAAGGACUCUACUACAGGGAAACUGGCUGAACUGGUUGACAUUGUGACUGAGGCCCGCACUGAAGUCAAAGUGGGCUUGCACUGUGCUGAGAGGAUGCGCUACACAGCAGCACGCACUGGAGUGAUGGGGCUGGCUCUGCUGUUCCUGGAGCUGGUCAUCGCCGCGGUGCCCUACUUAGCUCUGGGAGCAGAACAGCCUUUCCCUCGUACCUCCUUCUACCUGCUGGCUGUGCUGUGCUUUGCCAUUCUGCUGACCACCUCCAUGUUGUACAUCUUUUACACAAUGGAGCUGAAAUCACUUCAGGGGGCUGAAGACCAGAUGAGGCUGGGUAUAGGUAGUCUGCAAGAGAAGCUUAAGGGCUUUUGUCUAGCUCAACUUCAUAAUCCCUCAGGAAGGCCCCCAGAGGUUCAGGAGCCCGGUGCCUUUGAGCCAGAGGAGUAAUGCAGAGGCCAAGAAUGUCAAAGUGGUAAAGGCGACUUUGAAGUCACUUUUAUAGUGAACAUGUGAGGAGCUUUGCUCCCCUGAAUAUUUUAGUUUUGGAGAUUUAUAUUCAUAUUGCAGAAUCAAUCAUAAUUGAAAUGCUUCUCUGAAAGUAGUGCAGGGCACAUGCAUUGACAUUAUAUACUUUUAUAUAGAGAUCUGUAGGCUUUUAUUACACCUAGAUUUCACUUGAUGUACCUAGAAUAUACAAAUGUACUGUAAUGCUUCUGUGCUGUUAUGCUGAAGGUCAUUAAGUCUGACCAUUUGUGUUUUUUAGCCUCAGGUCCGAUUUGCAUUCCACCCACCAGUAGAUUCACCGGGACCAUUUUUUUCUGUUUUUAAUUUAAUGC
Messenger RNA from Haplochromis burtoni (Burton's mouthbrooder), 1245 nucleotides. Its product is annotated as sphingomyelin phosphodiesterase 2. The transcript is spliced from 4 exons. The record is from RefSeq and is a predicted model, not a curated record. Bases 65 to 856 code for a protein of 263 amino acids. NCBI's taxonomy places the organism in Eukaryota, Metazoa, Chordata, Actinopteri, Cichliformes, Cichlidae.